UCCCUUUCUCUGGAAACACAAACAAAAACCCCAAAACAUAAUAGAAGGAAGAAAAAAUUGAAAUGAACAACGAAAUGCUUGGCGAAUCAGAAUUAUUAUCAUUAGAAAAAAAUAAAAGAGUAAAAUCAUUGACUUAUAAAGUCAAAGCAGUUUCAAGAGAAUCUCCAUCUCAAAAAGCUUCACACCUUCUCGAUUUUGACCUCCGAAAUCAUUGGUCAACUGCCACUAAUACUAAAGAAUGGAUUUUACUUGAACUCGAUGAACCUUGUCUGCUAUCACAGAUAAGGAUAUAUAAUAAAUCUGUGUUGGAAUGGGAGAUUUCAGUCGGCUUGCGAUAUAAGCCAGAGACCUUCUCAAAAUCCCGCCCACGGUGUGAAGCGCCUCGCCGUGAUAUGGUGUACCCGAUGAACUAUUCUCCAUGUCGAUAUGUGAGAAUAUCGUGUUUGCGUGGGAAUCCCAUAGCAAUUUUCUUCAUUCAGUUGAUUGGUGUUCCUGUUACCGGUCUUGAACCAGAAUUUCAACCUGUUAUCAAUCACCUGUUGCCGCAUGUUAUUUCUCACAAACAAGAUGCUGAUGACUUUUACCUUCAGCUGCUUCAAGACUUGGCAAAUCGGUUGGUGACAUUCCUUCCCCAGCUUGAGGCAGAUCUUAACAGAUUUUCAGAUACUCCGGAACUUACGCUUCGGUUUCUUGCUAUGCUUGCUGGACCCUUUUAUCCAAUUCUCCACAUACUAAAAGAGAGGGAAACUGCUAAAUCAGGUGGCAAUGCUUCGGACAGCGAAGCAUCUAAGAGUAUUCUUCUGACACCAGCUUUAACAAUUUCUUCUAACUUUGAGCCAAGGAGAUCACGUAACACAAUUUCGACUUCCUUACACAAUUCGACAGUUUUUCGUUCUGAUGCAAUCUUUCUGUUGCUGAGAAAGGCUUAUAGUGAUUCUCAUCUGGGAACUGUUUGUAGAAUAGCCUCUAGAGUUUUACUGAAGCUUGAACGUCCGAACAUGAUGCAUGAAGCAUCUAACUCUUCAUCUGAUGUCACAAUUGAUAAUGAUAAGGACCCAAGUUCUGAGUUACUUGGUGCACUAAAAGUCACAGAUUAUUCAAAUUUAUUUGGGGAGGAGUUCUUGGUAACUGAUGAUCAUUGGGACUUUAAGUAUCUCCAACUUUUAGACAUUAAGGCUGUCGAAGAAGGAAUUUUACACGUGCUUUUUGCCUGUGCAUCCCAGCCUCUGCUUUGCAGCAAAUUGGCUGGAUACAGUUCUCAGUUUUGGUCCACGUUGCCACUUAUACAAGCUUUAUUGCCAGCACUUCGUCCUAAUUUUAGCAGUUCCGGCCAGGUUGAUGACAGUUUCUCUGUGUGGAGACAGCCCUUUGUUCAGCGUGCAUUGUCUCAGGUUGUGCUAACAUCAACCUCUCCCAUGUAUGGUCCCCUGCUUCGAGGAUGUGCUGGCUAUUUGUCAUCUUUUUCGCCAUCACAUGCCAAGGCUGCGUGUGUUCUUAUUGAUCUUUGUACUGGGGUGCUGGGACCAUGGAUGGGUCAAGUGAUUGCAAAGGUAGACUUGGCUGUUGAGCUUAUUGAGGACCUGUUAGGUGUAAUUCAUGGUGCCCAUAAUGCGUUAGCUGAUGCACGUGCUGCUCUCAAAUAUAUUGUAUUGGCAUUAUCUGGACAUAUGGAUGAUGUGAUGGCAAAAUAUAAGGGUGUUAAACAUCAGAUUCUCUUUCUUCUCGAAAUUCUAGAGCCUCUUCUUGAUCCAGCUUUAACCCCCUUAAAGAGCACGAUAGCCUUUGGAAACGCAUCUCCAAUAUUUCUUGAUAUUCAGGAGCAGAAUUGCAGUGUUGCAUUAAAUGUGAUCCGGGCAGCGGUAACUAAAUCUGCCAUUCUUCCCUCCUUAGAGUCUGAAUGGAGGCGGGGUUCAGUUGCUCCUAUUGUACUUCUCUCGAUUUUGGACCCCCACAUGCAAUUGCCACCGAAUGUUGACCUUGGGAGAUUUCCAGCUUCUGAAACCAUAGAUGCUCAACUGCCAGACGCCUCCUCUCUUUCUUCUGCUUCUCUUAAUGGAGCCGCUGCUUUAAAGAUUGACCAAGAAGGUACCGAUGGAAAAAUAGAAGUUUCUGAUACUGCAUCUAAACUAGAAACUUUUGAUGAUGUCAGCAUUCUUUUUGCGCCACCUGAAGUCAGGGAUAUGUUGCUUACAACUGCUUCUGGUGUUCCCGAUCAAACAAGCUCAGAUCAGAGCCAUAGCAAUAACAAUAACAAUGCAGAAGAGAAACAUUUAGUCGAUGAAAAAGUGGUCACCAAUUCUGGUGCUGUUGAGUAUUCUGAGUUGCAAACUGAGUGUCUGCAGCUUAUGAAUUAUGGAGAUUGUGAGUUGUGGGCCUCUGAGUUUAGACGGGUGGCUUGUGAUUUGCAUUCACAUAGUGAUGUUACCCCUGAGGGUCAUAAUGCUGCCAUAGAUUCUCUGCUAUUGGCUGCAGAGUGCUACACCAAUCCCUUCUUUAUGAUGUCUUUCAGAAACAAUCCUAAGUUAACCCCAGAGAAAAUAAUUAACAAGACCAAUAAUAGCUAUGGCUUUGCAGAAAUUAGAAGAAUUUUAGAAAAAAGUGAUGAUAAUUUGGAAACUAUAGCUUUCCUUGAGAAGAAAAGGGACAAAAUAGUUAUUGAAAUUCUUCUUGAAGCUGCCGAGUUAGAUCACAACUAUCAAAAGACGUUACCAGAUAAUGAUGAGAAUGAGGAUAUGCAGUUUUCUGAGCAAGAUACGUUAUCCAUGGAUGCAAUCACUUUAGUUCGACAAAAUCAAUCAUUGUUGUGCAACUUUUUGAUAAACUCUUUGCUUAAAGAGCAGCACUCAAUGCGUGAGAUUCUUCUGCAGAGUUUGGUCUUUCUGUUGCGCUCUGCAACUAAACUUAGUUGUCCUUCUGAGCGUAUAAUUGAUAUCAUUUUAGAUUCUGCUGAAUAUUUGAAUGAUCUGCUUGUAUCCUAUUGUCACCAAGGGAUUUUGCAGUUGGAAUUGAUUAAGGUACAUGAGGUGGAACGCCACUGGAUGCUUCUUCAAAGAUUGGUGGUAGCUUCAAGUGGAGGUGAAGAAGGGCGGUUUUGCAAUUUGAUUCCUUCCUCCGCGUGGGUGAAGAAAAUAUCUUCCUUUUCUUCUUCUUCAUCUCCUCUGGUUCGGUUUAUUGGAUGGAUGUCAGUAUCUCGUAAUGCAAAACAAUAUCAGAAGGAAAGACUAAUUCUUGCUUCCGAUUUGUCCGAAUUAACAACUUUGUUAUCGAUUUUCAGUGAUGAUCUAGCUGUUGUCAAAGACACUCUUGACAAAAAAGACGAGUCUUUUCGUGUGAUCUAUCCUGAAAUUAGCCAUUUUUUUCCGAACUUAAAGACGCAGUUUAAAGCGUUUGGGGAGAUGAUAUUGGAGGCUGUUGGUUUGCAUUUGAGAGUUCUUCCUUCUAGUGUUGUACCAGAUCUGUUAUGCUGGUUUUGUGACUUCUGUUCAUGGCCCUUCCUACAAGAAGAAGCUUCUAAAAGACGUUCCCUGUUUAAGGGCUUUUAUGCAAAGAAUGCAAAAGCAGUCAUUUUGUACGUACUUGAAGCGAUUGUGACUGAACACAUGGAACCAAUGGUGCCUGAAAUUCCUAGAGUUGUACACAUACUCCAAUCCUUGUGUAAAACUGCAUAUGCUGAUGUGGCACUUCUGGAUUCGGUUUUGGGUUUGUUGAAACCAAUCAUCUCUUAUUCCUUGAGGAAGGCAUCCAAUGAGGAAAAUCUUGAUUUUGAGUCUUUGUGUUUUGAUGAGCUUUUUAGUAAUCUAAGAGAUCAUUCUGAGAAUCCAGCUCCAUAUAGCAGGGCUCCAACAAUUCAUGUUUUGGCCUCGGUUUUCCUUGACUUAUCACUACAAAGGGAAUGUGAGAUAUUGCAAUCUUUUGUAUCUUGGGCUGAUUUUGCUACAUCUGAACCAACAACGUCCUUCUAUGAUUACCUUUGUGCAUUUCAGUUGGUAAUGGAAAGCUGCAAAAGUUUAUUAGUUGAAAGAUUACAAGUAUUGGAUGUCAUUCCCAUUGAUAAUAAUUCUCAGUCACAUUCAUUCUUAAUUGAUGCUUUUCGAAGUGACAUGAAUUCUGCUUCGACUCUAAAGGGUCAUCAGUUGUCUGUGGAAGAAAUUACAGAAUUCUCCAAAGAUCUGGAAGGUCUUAUCUUCAAGCUUCAUCAAACUAUCGAGUUAUGCUGGAAACUUCAUUAUCAACCAGCUAAAAAACUCGCUGUCACAUCAUCUCAAUGUUUUGUAUACUCAAAAUGCUUAUUGUUAGUGUUAGAACAAGGGUCACAUAGUUUGGUAGAUCAUUAUCAUUGGAAGGCGAGUCUUGAACAACUUGCUGAAAUAGUUCUUAAAUUGCAAGAAAACAGAUGCUGGGAGGUUGCGUCUACAGUUUUUGACUGCAUACUUGAAGCGCCUCGUUUUUUAGGUUUUGAUAGAGUAAUCAGCCCCCUUUGUUUAGCAAUGCAGAAAUUUUCACAGAAUGCACCAAAAGUUUCUUGGCGGUUGCAGACUGAUAAGUGGUUGUCAUCGUUAUUUGAUGGAGGCAUCGAGAGUCUUCAUGAAAGUCAACAUCUUCUAGUUGAUCUUCUAUCUUUAAUGAUGGGUCAUAUUGAACCAGAACAGCGCUUUAUUGCACUGAAACACUUGGGGAACUUGGUCGGCGCUGAAGCCGACAGUGAAAUAAUAAUCGAUCAAGCUAAUUCAUGUGAGUUAGGUUAUAUUGUCUCAAAUCUGUGGGAUCGCAUAAUUGUGGUUGCAUCGUCUGACAUGUCACCUCUUUUGAGAACGCGUGCGAUGGCCCUUCUAGUUAAGUGUGUUCCGUUUGCGGAGAGGCCACAAUUACAAUCUGUUCUUGGGGCCGCUGAUAGUUUCCUUCCGUGUUUAGUUAGCCUUGGUCAAAAGACAUGUGAAGGCCCAUUUGUGCAACUUUCAUUAGCUCUUAUUGCCACUAUCUGUUUGUACUCUCCUGCUGAAGAUGUUUGUCUGGUUCCUCAAAAUAUUUGGAGAAAUAUUGAUACUUUGGGUCUAUCAGAAGGAAAGCAUGAAGAUCUUGUUCGAAGUGCAUGUCAAGCUCUACGUAAGCUUAAAACUGAAGGUGAUGAAGCAAAAGCGACUCUCAAGGGAGUUCUCACAUCAAAUAUUUCAAAAGAAGAUGACCCAAAUUUUGGAACUACACGCGAGUCACUUCUUCAGGUUCUUGCGAAUUUGACCUCUGUACAGUCAUACUUUGAUUUCUUCUCCAAGAAAUCUGACGAGAAACUUAUGGAAAUUCAGGAGGCUGAAAUUGAAAUGGAUUUAAUACAGAAAGAGCAAUAUAUUCAGGAUUCAUCUAAUGAUUACACAGAUUGGAGGAAGCUUCCUUUUCUGGCUGGUUAUGAAAAAGAAGAUAGACGCCUUCAAGAAAUCAAGGAUGAGAUUCAGUCGCUUGAAAAAGCGAAGCUUAGGGAAGAAGUUAUAGCCCGCAGACAGAAGAAGUUGCUAAUAAGAUGUGCACGGCAGAAGUACUUAGAGGAGACGGCUCUACAUGAAGCAGAGCUCCUUCAGGAACUUGAUAGAGAAAGGGCAGUUGAAAUGGAAAACGAGAUUGAGAGACAAAAAUUGCUGGCUGCCGAGCGUGCGAAAACCAGGGAGCUUCAGCACACUCUUGAAAUGGAGAAAGAAAAGAAAACACAAAGGGAAAUCCAACGAGAACUAGAGCAGGCUGAGUCCGGUCUCCGACCAGGGUCAAGAAGGGAAUUUUCUUCUACUAGUAGUCGCCCACGAGAAAGAUACCGGGAAAGAGACAAUGGUAGAUCAACAAACGAAGGCAACUUGAGAACAAGUGGUGGUAGUGGUGGUUUCCAGCCCGAUAUAACAAAUCCGAGCUCUUCAAUGUCAGCCACGCCAACCAUUGUUCUGUCUGGGUCACGCCAAUUUUCAGGUCAACCGCCAACACUUAUACAAUCUCGUGAUCGCCAAGAUGAAGGUGGUAGUGGUUAUGAAGAAAACUUUGAUGGUAGUAGAGACUCGGGUGACACAGGCAGUGUUGGGGAAGCGGAUUCAGUGACGGCAUUAGAGGGGCAAUCUGGUAAUUUUGGGUCUGCCCAACGAAAUGUUUCGAGGGGGAACAAGUCAAGACAGAUGAUAGAUAGGAGAGAACGAGAUGGAAGGCGUGAAGGGAAAUGGGAAAGAAGACAUUAACAUAAUUAGUCAAGUGUUGUAAGAAAUUUGUUUAGGUUAUGUUAAUAGGUGUUUAUUUUAUGUGAUUGACUAGCUUUAAGGUAUUGUUGUCGUAGUUAACAUGAUUAAUUUGUAAUCAGGCCCGUCUAGUUUCAUUAUGUAUCCCAUCUUCAACUUGGAUGGAGAUAACCAUUGGAUUAAAAUGCUGUACUUGAAAUGUAAAACCUUGUAACCAUUAUCUUUAAAUAGAUCAAAUCGCUACUACUACUUCAAGCAGUAGCUGGUUGGGAUUAGUUUUUCAUA
Molecule: messenger RNA, 6488 nt
Organism: Erigeron canadensis
Lineage: Eukaryota; Viridiplantae; Streptophyta; Magnoliopsida; Asterales; Asteraceae
Exons: 26
Coding region: 63-6206 (2047 amino acids)
Source: RefSeq, a predicted model, not a curated record